AUGGCGACCCUCGUCGGCUUCGCCAUGGACGACCCGAUCGCGUCUCUGCACGCGAAGCACGCGCGGUCGGCGCAGCCGGAGUCGAAGCAGGUGUGCGUCGUCGCGGAGGCGAUUGCGGAAAUCUUACGACAGGAGAACAUCGCGCCGUCCCCGACCGCGGUGUUCGCCGCGGUGAUGUCCUCGCUCGAGCGCGCGGAGACGAGCGCGUCCCCAGAGGUAUCCACCGCGAUGCUCGUCGUCCUCGCGACCGCGCUGGAGCACGCGCCCGCGGGCCCGGUGCUCACGAAGCUCCCGGAUUGCGUGAAAGUCCUGCUCGCGUCGGGAAGGGCGUUCCAGGAGCAUCCCCCCGCGCUCCGCGGGGUCGUGCAGUGCAUCGGCCUCCUCGUCGCCGCGCUCAGGGACGCGCCUCCGCCCGCGAACGACGGCGCGGACGGGGACUGGUCGCAUCUCCAGAAAGCGUUCAGCGCCGUGUGCAACCUGUGCGUGGACUCCCGGCCGAAGGUUCGGAAGCAAGCCGCGGCGUCCGCGGAGGCGGCUUUGCGCGCGCUCAGAGGGACGCCGUACGCCUCGCACGCGAGCGCGUGCUUCGCGAAAGUCGCCGUCGCGACCGCGAGGGCGCCCGCGAAGGCUGCGCGCGAUCUCGCGGAGAUGCACGGCAGCGCGGGCGCGAAGGCUGCGGAGCGGCGCGCGCAGGCGGCGGCGACGGAGUGCCUCCAUCUGUUGGGCGCGCUGAAGCGGACGCUGCGCGAGCUCGAGGAGCCCGCGGCGGGGGAGACCGCGAGCGCGGUCGCGGCGCUGCUCUCGCUAGGCGAGCCGCUCCUGACGCAGCACGCGUGCGACGCGCUGAUGAGUCUGUUCGCGCAGACGGGCGCGGGCGCGGCGGCGGCGGCGGCGGCGCUCGCGGCGAGCGCUCGAACCUUUGGAAAAGGAUCAAACGACGCGGCCGCGGCGCCGUCCGCGUCCGAGGCGUGCCGACUCGCGGCGAAGACCGCGGCGGCGGCGAUCGCGCCGCUCGCGUCCGCGGCGCACGCGGAAGCCGCGCGACGCCCCAUGCUCGCGGUCUCGCUCGUCCGCGCGCACGCGGCCGCGGUCAGACGGUUGCACGAGCUCGACCCCGCGGGCGCGGGCGGCGGCGCGUUGCCCGCGGCGGCGCACGAGCUCGUUAAGAUGCUCAACAGCGUCCACGAGGGCGUCGCCAUGGAAGCCGGCGCGUGCCUGUCCUCGCUCGUGACCAGGUGCGUGGACGCGAACAUGGUGCGAGAGGGGAUUAAGGCGAUGGCGACCGCGCGAGCGGCGGGGCGGGCGGCGCCGACGCGGCCGCCGCCCGUCGUGGGCGUCGCCAACGCGUUGCGCGCGUCGUUGGGGUUCCGGUACCGAGCCGCGUGGCCGAUCGCGCUGCCGGUCGUCGCCGCCGCGUUCGAUCGGUUGGGGCCCGCGGCCGGGCCCAUACUCGGCGGGUGCUUGGAAGCGCUGGGAGAGAUGGGCGCGCACGGGGAAGGGUUGCAGUGCCGCGGACAGCUCACGUUGUGUCUCUCCGCCGCGGUGAAGGCGCUCGGGCCGGAGCAGGUGUUGUCCGUGCUGCCGCUGAGGCUCGAGGAGGGCGUCGACGCGGAGAUCGCCGCGAUCAGGAACGGCCGAUCGAACGGGUUCGACCGCGACGGCGACGAUGCGAUGGAGACGGACGCCCCCGGCGCGGAGCUGGACGAGAACGGCGGGAACGUCGCCGGCGCCGCGGGCGCGCGGCUGUGGCUCGUCCCUCUGUUGCGUCAGGCGUUGAGAGGUUGUCGCGUCGGGUAUUUCACCGAGGAGAUGCUCCCGAUCGCGCGGCGGUUGGGCAAGCGCGCGGUGGAAGCGAAAGCCGCGGGGCGAGCGUUCGAAGCGCAGCGAUGCGCCGCGGGGGAGUCCGCGCUGUGGUCGCUGCUUCCCGCGUUCUGUCGGUGGCCCGAGGACGCCGCGGAGUCGUUCCCAGGACUCGCGCCCGCGCUCGGAAACGCGUUGUCGUCGCGCGCGGACCUUCGAGGGCCGCUCACGGAGGCGCUGAGAAGGUUGAUCCAACAAGCGAGGGCGGCGAUCAACGCGGACGCGAAGGCGAAGGCGAACGCGGACGCGGGCGCGGACUCAGACGGCGAGGAGGAGGAGGAGGACGACGACGACGAGGACGAGGAGGACGAGGACCGCGCGCGCGAAGCCGCGGCGGCUGCCGCUAUUUUAGAAGACAGGCCGGAUUGGUUCAGCACCGAAAUCGCGGAAGCGCAAGCCGCGGCGGUGGCGAAGUACGCGCGCAACUUCCUGCCGAUUCUGUUCAACCUCUUCGUCGCGGCGCCGCCGGAACGCCGCGGCGAGUUGAGCGCGACCGUGGGGUGCUUCGCGCAAGUCACGGACGCGACGUCCCUCGGCGGAUUUUUCCGCACGGUGCUGAAGAAGCUCGUCAAGGUGACCUCGGACGCGGAGAACGCCCCGGACGCGCUCACGGAGGGCGGCGCCACGAAAUCCGCGCGCCGGUGCACGUUCAUGGACCUCUCCUUAGCCAUGGUUCCCGGUCUAGACGCCCCCGCGAGGGACCUGGUCUUCAAAGCCGCGAGACCGGCCACCGGGGAGAAGGACGCGGCGGUGCAAAAGCGCGCGUACAAACUCCUCGCCGCGUGA
Micromonas pusilla CCMP1545 is the source of this 2646-nucleotide messenger RNA. RefSeq lists its product as uncharacterized. NCBI's taxonomy places the organism in Eukaryota, Viridiplantae, Chlorophyta, Mamiellophyceae, Mamiellales, Mamiellaceae. The coding region runs from base 1 to 2646 and encodes 881 amino acids. The record is from RefSeq and is a predicted model, not a curated record. The transcript is spliced from 2 exons.